UGUUGUGCUGUCGUAGCAGCAGUGGGAGCUGACAGUUGUUACCUCCCUCUUUCUUCCUGCUGGCUCCAGUAGGCUUUCUGUCCGCCCGAGGAACACAAGCCUGGCAGCAACGAGGGCGGAGCUGGCCUGGCUGUCACGAAGAUAUGUUUCAUUUCAAAAACUAGCCACCACGCUAACAACUGUCUGAAUCCACACGGCUCUGGGUUUAACCGCGACGACAAAGCGCUUGUUACACCGACUCGAGGAGAAGCAGGAUGCCAGUGAAAGGCGGAGGAAGACUGGCCUCUUACCCGAGCAAGAGCGAAAAUGUCGGAAGCUCAGGGAUGGAAGAGAUGGUGUGGGAGCAGUACUCAGUCACUCUGCAGCGGGACUCUAAGAUGGGUUUUGGAAUCGCUGUGUCAGGUGGGCGUGACAACCCCAACGUGGAGAAUGGUGAGACGUCAAUCAUUGUCUCCGAUGUGCUGCAGGGAGGACCAGCAGAUGGAUUACUCUUUGAGAAUGAUCGUGUCAUUCUGGUCAACUCCAUCUCCAUGGACAACGUGCCUCAUUCCUUCGCCGUGCAGUCACUCCGUAAAUGUGGCAAAGUGGCCAAGAUAACGGUGAAGAGACCUCGUAAGGUGGCGGUCCACUCCCUGAAGCCGCCCCCGUCCCCAGGCGGAGACAGUCGGGACUACUCCCCCUCCACUCACUACUAUGAUGCCGACAAUGACAACGGCUGGUACCGCGAUGAAGGCCGUGACCAUCCCUCUGACAGCAAAGCGUACCUGGAGCCUGAAUACAGGGGAGGACGGGACUAUAACCAGACGGGUAGGAGCCGCGGGAGGAGCCAGGAGAGAUCCUCUCCCAGUCCCGACAGAUCCAGGAGGGACGGGAGCCGGGGACGGGCCCUGGACACCAGCGCUGACCGUCAGAAGUACCACAGCCGAGGACGCAGCCCCGGGGACAGCUACCGCAUGGAGGACAAGUAUGAGCGAGGAGAAGGAGGAGGAGGAAGAGGAGGGAGGUACAGGAGCAGAGACCAGCUUCAUGACAACCCUCCAUCCCCAGAACCUUCCAGAGAGCUGGAGCCACUGGAGAAACCUGUCAACGUCCUGCUGGUGAAGAACAGACCCAACGAAGAGUAUGGUCUACGUCUGGGGAGUCAGAUCUUCAUCAAACAGAUGACCAGCACAGGCCUGGCUGCCAAGGACGGGAACCUGCAGGAGGGAGACAUCAUUCUCAAGAUCAAUGGGACAGUGACAGAGAACCUCUCCCUGCAUGAUGCUGGGAAGCUGAUAGAGAAGUCGAGAGGGAAGCUGCAGCUGGUGGUCCAGAGAGACCGCCGCCAGAUCCUGGUCCGCAUCCCCCCGCUCGCAGACUCCGACUCUGAUAAUGAUGACAUAUCAGAGAUGGAGUCAUACCAUUCCUACUCCCCCCCAGAGGAGAGGAGGUCCCGCCAGUCUGAUCUUUCCUCCCACUCUUCUAAUGAAAGAGACAACCCCAGGGAAGAACCUCUGAGGUCGGCCAAGAUGUCAGCCAUGGCUUCACCAUUCCGAGUACCUGAAGACCAUCAGGCCUUAGCUGAGCUGGACAAAGACACGCAACACAUAGAGGAGCCUCCAGUCGCUGUAACAACAACGCCCAAGAUUUUCCUCCGACCAAGUCCAGAAGAUGAAAAAAUAUAUGGGCCAAACACAGUGAUGGUGAAUUUCCAGAAGGGAGACAGUGUCGGGCUGCGGCUGGCAGGAGGAAAUGAUGUCGGCAUCUUCAUCGCUGGUGUUCAAGAGAGCAGUCCUGCUGAGGAAGAAGGCCUCCGCAUCGGAGACCAGAUCUUAAAGGUGAACAACGUGGAUUUUCAAGGUGUAGUGAGAGAGGAAGCAGUGCUCUUCCUGUUGGAGAUUCCUAAAGGAGAAGUGGUCACCAUCCUGGCCCAGAGCAAACCUGAUGUCUAUAAUGACAUCUUGGUGUCGGGGCGUGGAGACUCCUUCUUCAUCCGGACACACUUUGAGUAUGAGAAAGAGACUCCUCAGAGCCUGGCCUUCAGUCGGGGAGACAUCUUUAAGGUGGUGGACACCCUGUAUGAUGGCAAGCUCGGUAACUGGCUCGCCAUCCGUGUUGGCAAGGACAAGCAGCUGCUGGAGAAGGGAAUCAUCCCCAACAAGAGCAGAGCGGAGCAGAUGGCCAGUGUCCAGAGCUCUCAUAAAGUUGUUGCGGGCGAUCGAGCUGACUUCUGGCGGUUGCGAGGCCAGCGUUCUGUGAAGAGGAAGGACCUGAGGAAGAGCCGAGAAAACCUGAGCGGUCAGACCCUGGCCACCCGCUUCCCAGCCUACGAACGGGUAGUGCUCCGAGAAGCUGGUUUCCGGCGUCCUGUGGUGCUGUUCGGCCCCAUCGCUGACGCUGCUAAUGAGAAACUGGCCUCGGAGAUGCCUGACCUGUUUGUUAUUGCCAAAACCGAGCCAAAAGAUGCUGGCUCUGAAAAGUCCUCAGGAGUGGUUCGCCUCAACACCAUCCGACAAAUCAUUGAGCAGGACAAGCAUGCCUUGCUGGAUGUGACACCCAAGGCAGUGGACACCCUGAACUACACCCAGUGGUACCCUAUCGUCAUCUUCUUCAACCCAGACAGCAAGCACGGCAUCAAGGCCAUGAGACAGAGGAUCAUCCCGAACUCCAACCGUAGUGCCCGAAAACUCUACGAACAGGCCGUCAAACUGAGGAAGACCUGCUCUCAUUUAUUCACUGCCACCAUAGAUCUGAACUCAGCCAAUGACGCCUGGUACGGCAGCGUCAAGGACUCCAUCAGAGAGCAGCAGAUGCAGGCUGUCUGGGUCUCUGACGGCAAGCUGGAGGGAGUAGAGAGUGAUCUGGACUGCCAGGACGUGGAGCGUCUGUCCUUCCUGUCCGCCAUGUCUGCCGAUUACCUCAGCAUGGACAGCCGGCUGACCUCCGACCUGGACGACACCGCUGACGAGGCCGGGGCCUACACCGACAACGAGCCUGAUGUGGAGACGAUGCACAUCUCUGCCAUCAGCCGCUCGUCUGAACCGGUCACAGCCGAGGAGAUCUUACGCAGAUACAGUCCAGACAUCCGGAGUCGCAUGAGGAAAAUCAGCAGUCGUGAAGUCCUCAACAGGUCCAGCCCUCCACCUGUCUUCCUUACAGACAGCAAGGUCAAACUGUCUCUUAGGGAGGAGCAGGUCCUUGGAUCAGGCUCCACCAACCCACACCAUCACCAUCGUCAGCACCACCCUCCACCCCCCAGCUCCAGCCGAAGUUAUGACUCUCCGUCCAGCAGCAGCCCUGCCAGCAGCAACAACGACCCUCCUCCACCCAUCUCCCGUUUAGCUGCCUCCUCCGGCCCACCGCCCCCACCUCCGCUUCACCACUUCAACUCCUUCGGCAAACCCCGGGCCCAGGCAGCGCCCCAGCCCCCUGCCACACCAAAGCCCAGCAGCUGCGGGAGCACAACAGAGGUUUCAGUUCACUCACCUGUCGCUCUGCCCAGUGUGAGUGUGGUAGCCUGUAGGAAGCAGGAGGAGGCAGCCGAGGACGGCCCUGUGGAGGACCCGUCCAUGAGGUCCUUCAUGGGGAAGAUCAAGGCCUUCGAGAAGAUGGAUCACUUUGCGCGGGCCCAAAGGAUUCUGGAACUACAGGAGGCACAGAAUGCCAGGUUGGAAAUUGCCCAGAAGCAUCCAGACAUCUAUGCUGUUCCCCUGAAGACAGCCAAGCUGGAUCACAGUCGCCCACAGCCUAUCGGCUCCAGCUCCCGUCCUGAACACCGGACUCCUCUGUCUUCCAAGGAGGGACGUCCCUUUUACCCCAGCGAGGUGGAGGCAGAGGAGGAGGCAGUGCCAGGAUACUACACCGCCAACUCCCACCAGUACCAGGACACUGAACUGUAGGGUUAACACACAGCAGCUGUGCCAGCCCUCAGCUUCCUGGACAUACAGUACAUGUACACACACACUGCAUAUGCAGUCUAUUUACACACUUACCAUUCCAUCACGCCCUGCACAAAUCAGCUGCUGACUUUGAACUGACUCUCGCUUCUUUUAUAUCAAGGAAAAAACUGCUUAUUUUUUUGCUUCAAGGAAGUCAAAGCAAUCUGUUCUAUCCAUUUGGAUAGGAACACUGUCUUCGCUUUACUCUUUAUGUUAUAUUUAACUGUUUCUUUCUUACGUACCUCUUUUAAUGGUCAAAACUGAGUGACCAGGAACCACUUGUUUUCUUGCCUAUGCAACUCUUCAGUUUGUGCACAGCAACUGAAACCUAUUGCCACGAGUGUUGCCCUCACAAAACCUCAACAAACCCAAAAACCCACAAUGUGCUUGAUCAUCUCUAUCCCCUUCUUUUUUAAGCUCCUAUAAUUGCCAGCUAUGAUCAACAAAGGUUACGUAUAUAUUAUUACAUACAGUAUAUAUAUAUAUAUAAAUAUAUAUAUAUUAUAUAUCUAAAGUCAAGUGUUUAUACUCUGUCUUUGCAUUCCUUCCUAUAUGACAAUGCCUGUGUAUACAUACAGUAUAUAUAUCUAUACAUCUAUAUCUAUAUAUAUCUAUAUCUAUAUAUGUAGAUAUAGAUAUAUAUAUCUAUACACACACACACAUAUAUAUAUAUAAUAUAUAAGAGAUAGUCUAUCUAGUAACACUGGAAUUUGUUACAGUUUUUUGAAGUGCCUUUUACUUUCUUAGUCCCAUGAGGUUUGGGUUGUCUUUCCUCUGCCCCUCAGCCGCCCAGCCGGACUAAAACCUCUGCUGCUGUCAAGCUUAAAGGGAAACCAGGGAACCAGUGACACCAAAACCUUAAUGCUCUCCCCACACACUGUACUGUCUGCUGUCACCUACAGUGACAAUACACACCCUUAAAACUACAACACACACCCUGCAGCCAGUCCUAUCUGCCAUGUGUAAGCAAGGGCAAACAAUGUCCCUUCUUUAGGAUUCAAUCAAAAACAAUUUCUGUCUAACACCAGUGUUACCUUUAGAGAUUAUUAGAGUUGGUUAAAUGUUAUCUGUAAAGGCCUGGUCACAUCAGCAUUUGAAAUGGCAUCAUUUCAUGGUGAAGUGUAUUCAUUUCAAUUGCCACAAUCAGGGGAUUCAUUUACAGAGGUGAAGUUAAUCUUUCCAAUUUCUUUCUAAUUAAGUGAGUUCAAUGUUGGUGAACUUUGACCUGCAAUGUCAGACCAAUGGCAAAUAGGAAACUGUCUUGACAAUACUGACCUUUGAGUAGGUUGCCAAUUCUUACGCUUUUGGCAUGAGACAUCCGCCUACAGGCUUGCUCACACUUCUCUAAUAAAUCUCAUGUCAAAUAAAAACCACAAAGCCACUGCUGGAUGACAAAUAGCUGUAUAUGUUUUGCAUAAACAUCAGUAAGUUUAUAUACUGUUUGUUGCCCAGAACUGUUUGUAUGUAGAAUUCAGCCCUCCAAAUCGAGGUUGCGCAAUGUGCAUUUUUAUACUAGUGGCAUAGCAUUGACAGAGUGACAGCAUCAGUCAGGAUAAAGCGGUAAUUAAUGUUCUGUGUUUUUCUGCACUUCAGACAGGUAAGAUAUUACACACAGAUUCCAAGUAGAAGAAAUUAUUUGGAAUAAAGCAGCCUUACUCAGGAUGAGUCCUGAGCUCCAUCAGAGCUGUGAGGACAUUUUUAUUGAGUCAAAGUUCAAACUUCAGAUAUUUGAUUCUGUCCUGUCAAAUUUUAUUGUUAGAGGAGUUUUCAGUUUUCUUGCUUAAAUGCUUUGUCUCAUAAUAUUUGCAGUGGCCUUUUUGUGCAUGUUAGCAUAUCCAUGUACUGAAUGCACCCUCUCUAAUCAUUAGUAAAUUAGUUAAUAACACAAUAUAUGGAAACAUAUAGUAAUAUAGUAAUAAUUCAAGCAAAAUUUAUGGUACCAUAACUUACUUUAUGUUGUCUCAUUGCACAGAUAGGCUGAUCAUCAUGCACUGACAGGAAUAUCAGAGUCUCGUGGGCUAAAUCAUAAAUUCAGCAAAUACUAAGAUAUGCCAGCCACUGUCAGCAUAUUAUCAGCGAUUUUUAUUAAAAUUCACUAAAAAACAAAAGAAUGAAAUCCCAUUUCAGAUUUUUAUUUUAUGAUAUCCCCAAUGUUGCUCAACAUAGAAAAACUGAAUUAUCUUGGAUAAUGUAAAGAUCCUAUAGGUUUAAUGUAAUGGUGACCAGUUUUAAUUAUUUCAGUUUUGUUUCUGUGAAAUCAGUCAUUUUUUCAUGUCAGUUUGGUGUGGUGGCUAACUUCCAGUUUAGCCCUAGCCUUUUAACCCUCACUUGAAUAGGGUUAAAAUGAUUCAAUCCUGAGGCUCUUCUAGAUUUUCAAAAUGUGAUCGGACUGAAUGGAUCAAAUUCUGAUAGUGAAACAAGUCAUUUUGUGGGGGUUGCGACGCU
Thunnus maccoyii (southern bluefin tuna) is the source of this 6362-nucleotide messenger RNA. RefSeq names its product tight junction protein ZO-2-like. Gene Ontology annotation, molecular function: cell adhesion molecule binding. The transcript has 23 exons. Gene Ontology annotation, biological process: protein localization to cell-cell junction; cell-cell junction organization; positive regulation of blood-brain barrier permeability. Lineage: Eukaryota; Metazoa; Chordata; Actinopteri; Scombriformes; Scombridae. The coding region runs from base 255 to 3878 and encodes 1207 amino acids. The record is from RefSeq and is a predicted model, not a curated record. Gene Ontology annotation, cellular component: plasma membrane; bicellular tight junction.